UAGAAUGCGCCAUUUCUUCUCGAGAGUGGAUGACAAAACGUUAAAUUAGAUUACGAACGUCAUAAAAAUAUAAUUUUUUAAAGUUAAAAUGUCAAGAAACAAGGAAAAGAAGGACGCAGGCUCCGCUUUCCGAAAAAUAGAUGUAGAUCAAUAUAACGAAAACAAUUUUAAAGAGGAGGAACCAGAUGCUGGUCCAACUGGGCCCGAUGAACAUGAAAUUCAGACAUUACUUAAUCAAGGGAAAAAUGCAGAAGCGUUGGCAUAUGUAUUGGCUACGGCUCCUCUUGGUUGUAAGAAUCAACUGGUUAAGGACAGUGCCAGAAACCUGACGCAAAAAGUACUUUUAAGCAUCAAAUCAAAUCAGAUGGAUGAAUGUUUAGUGCAACUAGAUCGAGAUUUAAUAGAUGUUCUCAUGAAAUAUAUUUACCGUGGCUUUGAAAUUCCAAUAGAAGGCAGUAGCGCACAUUUACUGAUUUGGCAUGAAAAGGUUUAUAAUAUCGCUGGACUGGGCAGUAUCGUUCGAGUGCUCUCCGAUAGUAAACGAGCUUAAUCUGAAAGGAUAACAUAUUGUGAUAAUGAACUUUUACCAACUUUGUACCAUUUUCAGAAUUAGUGACGUACAAAUGAAAAAAUGUUAGUAGACAGGUCAAAUAAUACGAAAAAGAAACAUAAAUAUGUUGCUAUAAAAAAAGUGAUUAACAUUAUUUUUAUUUCUUCUGAUUAUAAUUAAAUAUGUUGGGAUUACUUUACAUUUCGUAUACAGUCUAUUGAAAAACAUUGCAAGUUGCCGCUAUAUUAAGAUGAUCGAUAACAUACUUAGAUUGUUUUAAAUGCUAUCAUUUUAACAAGUAAUCAAUGAUCACACAUUGAGAAUUUUCUUCUAUUAAAAGAGGAAACAACAGCUGUAUUUAAAUUUCCCGUUCCUUUCAUUUUGUACAGUUCACUACUUACAGUAAUUUUUUAUCAUUCUUUCUAAUAAGACUUAUACAAUGUAUACAAUAAUAAAGAUAAUAUGAUUUCAGUAUAA
Messenger RNA from Orussus abietinus, 1027 nucleotides. It is a transcript of the gene Arpc5, whose product is annotated as actin-related protein 2/3 complex subunit 5. The coding region runs from base 89 to 550 and encodes 153 amino acids. Gene Ontology annotation, biological process: cell migration; regulation of actin filament polymerization; Arp2/3 complex-mediated actin nucleation. Gene Ontology annotation, molecular function: actin filament binding. Lineage: Eukaryota; Metazoa; Arthropoda; Insecta; Hymenoptera; Orussidae. Gene Ontology annotation, cellular component: Arp2/3 protein complex; cytoplasm; actin cytoskeleton. The record is from RefSeq and is a predicted model, not a curated record. The transcript has 3 exons.